CAAAACAGACCAUGGCCCGAAACGAAGUAGCGCAGUUGCCACAAGAACUGCCCCUACCGGCCGGCUCUGGUGCGAUCUGUCCAGCGCCAGCGCAUCAGAAUAAACACCAGCUAAGAGUCACCGUCAUCGUCGGCAUGUCCUGCGCCCUCUCCAUCUCCGCGGUCACCUUCGUCAUUAUCUGGCUCUUGGUCCGGCUGGGCGAUGACGCCGACGGCGAUGACACCGUCCUCCCGGAGACCGCCUUCUGCUGCCCCGGCGAGGCGGCCGAACUGUUCGCCAUCAUCGACAACCAGGUGGCGCCCUGCAACGACUUCUUCGCGUACGUCUGCAGGAACGCCACGGACAAGGACUUAACGCAGCAGAACGCCGUGCAUGACAUUUUGUGGAACAUCAAUGCCCACAUCAUUACGGGCACCUCGAACUACGGUGUGAAAGCCGCUGCAACACUUCAGGCGUUCUACACAUCGUGCAUCAAGGAGAUAUGGCAGCCACAUCUUCGACUGAGAGACACCCUGACGGCCGUUUUUGACAUCGCCAGCAUCUCGAAGAGAAUGAGCCACGCCCAACUUCUACGCUUCGCCCUGGAAGUGCAGACCCGGUACAAUCUUUUUUUCUACUUCGACGUUUACCUCGACGAAGGUGUCACCUACUUCAUAAGGAACUUGGCCAGGCUCUCUGAAUUCGAGCAUAUUUGCGACGACGCUUGCAAUGCCACCGUUCUUUCCUCAGUCAACGCGUACUUGGACGCAAACUGCACAAACAAGCAAAUCACCGCGUGGGAGAAUCUGUUUUCGGAAGACGACUCUCCACGGGAUGAAGUCGCAUGGGCCGAGGUCACCAUGGCCUUCGGAGGCAUGGAAGCUGAGCAGUUGAAAGCCAUAUUACUCGAGUUCUUUAUCGACGUCGACAUCAAUAAAUUUGCAAUUGUGUACUCCAAGGCGGAGCUGUUCGCCGACGUAGCACGUCUUUGGAAUGUCGCGAAUCAGCCCCUAUCGCUAUGUCACGCACUGAUGAUGGUCGCACUUUCUGCAUUGGACGGGAUCGUCACCGAUGGCCCAGACUUAAAGUCGCCCACUCUGCGUAGCGGAGAAGCCUGCCUGCUUCACCUCCGCAGAAGCGUCCAGUUGUUGCGCGCCACUUACGUCGCGGCCCUCACGAGCCCCGAGAAGGACCGCCAACUGAGCUCAAUCUUUGAGGCCACACGCCGGAGUUUCAUCGGUUACGAGCCGCUUCGAGAGCUCGUGGCAACCGGAAACGACACAGCGAACUUCGAGAAUCUAAUGCGCAGCAUGACCCUCAUGCUUCCGGGUGACCUCGUCCUGCGGGAAAUGAACGCGCCCGUGUUGAAUAACAGUGGUUUCGUGCGCAACAUUUUUCGUUUAACAAGGUUCGAACACGACACAAUAUUUGAGAAGCAGCGACGAGGGCUGCCCGUGCUCGCGGAGGCUUGGCUAGAAUAUACGCCAGAACGAAUGCUGUUCGUGAACCCGAGGACACUCUACGUGACUGCGCCUGCGUAUGCCUGGCUGAGCUCCGGUACCGCCAAUCCUCUACUCGCGGAUGCGCCGGUGAUGGCGAGCCGCAUGGCGUCCUUGAUGUGGAGCAGCGUCCGCCAAUGGGAUGGGUGGUCUUCAAGGACACAGAUCGCGCUACAGUCCUUUCAGGAUUGCGUGCAGCAGUCGGAGAGCCUUUCCGUGUACCAUGACGAAGAGGACCUGUUUACACUUACCAUGGGCCUGCGGAUAGCUGCGAUUGUCGCCGCCGCGAGCUAUGCCGGCGGGGAUCCCGCAAGGACCGAGUGGUUUCGAAUGAAACUCGCCUGGUGCCUUGAACGCAUGUCCGAGGCGCAGUUCUUCUACGCCCGUUACGCCUACUUUCGAUGCAGCGUAGACGGCAGUCGUGAUUUGGUGAACGGGGCUAUCAGGCACAGCACAGACUUCUCCAUCGCGUUCCAAUGCCAGCCGAUGAGGAACGUCGGGAACGAGAGCGGCUGCUCCGACUUUGCCACGACGCGCGCCGAUUUCUGACGUCCAAGUGUCACUGGUGCCUUGUUCGUCAACGUCCUUUUUUAGGACUGGCACAAGGCGCUUCUUCUAGCUGGCACCACGCAACGUUACAAACAUCGUGAUAGUAUUUUUCAUAUAUAUACAAGAAUGCUACAAAAAAUACAUAUUGCACCUGAAUAAAUCAUGUUGGCUAUAGCUGACCAUGUUA
Messenger RNA from Dermacentor albipictus, 2214 nucleotides. RefSeq lists its product as uncharacterized. NCBI's taxonomy places the organism in Eukaryota, Metazoa, Arthropoda, Arachnida, Ixodida, Ixodidae. Gene Ontology annotation, molecular function: metalloendopeptidase activity. Gene Ontology annotation, biological process: proteolysis. The record is from RefSeq and is a predicted model, not a curated record.